AUUUUGCUUUUUGGAUUCUUCAGUGCUGAACGGUAACUGAGUGUUAGGAGAGUUAUGAUGGCUGGAUGGACGCUGGCUUCCUCUGUGCUGCUAAUGGCCUGCACCCUGCUGCAGCUUUGUGCUGCUCAAACAAGCUGCAGGGGUCGAUGUGGGGAGCCGUUCUCCCGUGGGCAGAUCUGUACCUGCGACGAUGACUGUCUUACUCACAAAGAAUGCUGCAAGGACUACGAGGGAGUCUGUACCUCCCUUGACUCAUGCAGAGGGCGAUGCCAAGAAGCGUUCAGGAGAGGGAGGGAGUGUGAGUGUGACCCUGACUGCACCCUCUAUAACUCCUGCUGUCCUGACUACAGCACACACUGCGAUACUAAUUACAGUGCACCAGAUGUCAGAAGCAGCAAAAAGACAGAAGGUGUGAAUCCAGCUUGUGCUGAUGCCGGGUUCAGAUCAGCACUCCCUCACGGUCAACGUGCUCCAGAUUUCGUUGUAAAUGGAGCCAAUGUUGUGGAACUAGUGCCACUAUCUGAAGAUUCAGCAGCACCUCCUCCUUCUGAUGCUAAUCUUUAUCUAACUUUUCCUUCUGAAAACCCGGUGGAAAACACACCAGGUCCACUCCACCCUGCAGAACCCCUUUCAGAUGGAAAUGGACAUGUCCAGGUUUCCGUGUUGAUUAGCAAUCAAGCAAGUACAGUUCCUACCCAACCUCCUAGUGUCGCUGAGCCUUCUGCUGGGAGACCAAGCACACUCACGGACAUAGCUCAGGCCCUGGAGGCUGCCAGUACAGCAGGACAGCCUGCCCAGAGCUCUAGCCCUGACCUUUGCAGUGGUCUCCCUAUAAAUGGCGUAACCUCAGCUUCCAAUGGCUCCAUCAUUGUUUUUCAAGGUCAUUUCUUCUGGAUCCUGGACCCCAAGACCAGAACAGCCGGUCCUGCUCUCAAUAUUACCGCAGAGCUGGGCAUUCCCUCACCUGUUGACACAGCCUUCACUCGCUGCAACUGCGAGGGCAAGACCUAUAUCAUCAAGGGUGAUAACUACUGGAGUUUUCAGAAUGGAGUCAUGGAGCCUGGAUACCCCAGAUCUGUGGCUAAGGACUUUGGAGGGCUCUCUGGAACAAUUGUCGCUGCUCUCCCUGUCCCUGCUACCAGGAACAGGCCUGAGACUGUUUACUUUUUUAAGAAAGGAGGUAUGGUGCAGAAAUUUACCUAUCCUGCUGGAAGUGGUCUGACCUGCACUGGUAAAAAAUCAAAGCUGGCAAUGUCUGCCAAGAAUCGUCAACCUGCCCGCCUCUCCGGAGAGAUCAACAUCACUCUGAAGUGGAAAGGAUUCCCCACCCCAGUGACUUCUGCUCUCUCCAUGCCCAACCCAAGGAAGCCUGAUGGGUUUGAACAAUUCGUCCUCUCCUGGCCUAAAGUCUUCAGCAUUAAGAUCAGCGGUGAGAAUCCUGUUCUUGCAUCUCCUGCAAAGCCAUCUGCUGAGAACGACAUCAGAACCUGGCUUGGCUGUCCUCAAUAGAUAAGUCCAAAGCAAAGACAAACCUGAGCUUGGCAUUUAUCAGCAAGCCACCUUUUAUUAGCAAAAAAAAACACUGAACAGCUUUAUUCAUUAUUAACAAAACAUUACUCAUAAAGUACAAAAUAGCUAUUUGAAAUAAUUCAGCAAACUGAACUGAACCACAGAAAUUAAAAAAUGCAUAAUAUGUACAAAAAGAAAACUGAUGCACUGGAAUUGUGGCUUUAUUUCUUAAAACUGAAAGUGGGAAAUUUUACAAGUACUAAGAUGUGAUCAGAAUGGGGGCGUGCCUCUACUGAACCCUCGGCCACGGCCCCGAGGAUAACCAAUACCUGAGGGAGGAAAGAGGAAACAAUUAGAUAAUAAUAAAAAUAAAAUAAAAAAACCACACUAAAAAGUUUUUUUUUUUUUUUUUGCCAUUCUACCCUAAUAACCCUGUAAUAAAUGAUGUCAAGCUACAAAUCUGCAUUCUUUCUGCAUUUAUACUUUGCUUCAAUAAAUAUUCAAAUGGA
Molecule: messenger RNA, 2018 nt
Organism: Clarias gariepinus (North African catfish)
Lineage: Eukaryota; Metazoa; Chordata; Actinopteri; Siluriformes; Clariidae
Gene: prg4a
Product: proteoglycan 4a
Exons: 13
Coding region: 55-1509 (484 amino acids)
Biological process (GO): immune response
Molecular function (GO): scavenger receptor activity; polysaccharide binding
Source: RefSeq, a predicted model, not a curated record